ACAGCUGUCUCCAGCCUUUUUAACCCCGCCAUGACAGCACGAUUAGUUUACUCUCCCUCUAAACCUCAAACCACCCCGAAAGAAAGGAAAAAAGAUCGGAGGAGGUAAAAGUAUACGCAGGCAGGCAGGCCUGCGCGCGUACAAAGCGCUGAGAAACAAACAAAAAGGAAAUCGGGGGAGUGCCUGCCGAGUAGAAAAGGAGGAGGAAACAGUUCGAGCUCGCCGCAGCGAGAAGCGACUCCCCCAGUCCCAGGCGACGAGCGUGCGAGGGGGUGGUGGGGUUGGGCAUGGAUAGCGAGAUGGCGGAGGAGUCGGCGGCGCGCGGCGGGGCUGGACAGCUGGCGGCGGUGGCGGAGGAGGGUGAGGGCGGAGCGGUGGCGGGGGCUCAUGCGCCGGCGCCGGCCGCGGCGGUCGGGUCCAGCAAGACCAUGGAGCGCGUCGCGGCCGCGAAGAAGUUCAUCGAGGACCACUACAAGGCGCAGAUGAAGAACCUCCAGGAGCGCAAGGAGAGGCGCUUGGUUUUGGAACAACAGCUAGCUUCUUCACAAGUUCCCAGGGAGGAGCAGCUAAACUUAAUAAAGGAUCUGGAGAGAAAGGAGACUGAAUACAUGAGACUCAAAAGACACAGAAUUUGUGUGGAUGACUUUGAGAUGCUCACUAUCAUUGGAAGAGGUGCCUUUGGGGAGGUUCGACUAUGUCGGGAAAAAUCCUCUGGUAACAUUUAUGCAAUGAAAAAGCUAAAGAAGUCUGAAAUGCUUGUCAGGGGUCAGGUGGAACAUGUUAGAGCUGAAAGAAACUUGCUGGCUGAAGUUGGUAGCCACUGUAUUGUGAAACUAUAUUAUUCUUUCCAAGAUGCUGAGUACCUCUAUCUUAUCAUGGAGUACCUUCCUGGAGGUGACAUGAUGAACCUCCUCAUACGGGAGGAUACUCUGAAUGAAGAUGUGGCUCGUUUCUACAUUGCUGAGACUGUUCUUGCAAUCGAAUCCAUUCAUAAACAUAACUACAUUCACAGGGAUAUAAAACCUGACAACCUACUCCUCGACAAGAAUGGUCAUAUGAAAUUGUCAGAUUUUGGACUGUGCAAGCCAAUUGAUUGUUCAAAGUUGUCAACCUUGAAUGAAGAUGAACCAAUGGCUGAUGAAAACCUUAGGGAGUCCAUGGACAUUGAUCAUUCUUUCUCCGAUACAGCAAAUGGUAGGAGGUGGAGAAGUCCAAAUGAACAGCUUCAGCACUGGCAGAAGAACAGGAGAAAACUGGCAUUCUCAACAGUUGGGACACCUGAUUAUAUUGCUCCGGAGGUUCUACUAAAGAAGGGAUAUGGAGUUGAAUGUGACUGGUGGUCCCUUGGUGCAAUCAUGUAUGAAAUGCUUGUUGGCUAUCCACCAUUUUAUUCAGAUGAUCCAAUAACUACGUGCCGAAAGAUUGUGCAUUGGAGAAGCUAUUUGAAAUUUCCAGACAGUCCAAGUUUGUCACUUGAAGCAAAGGAUCUCAUCUGUCGGUUAUUAUGUGAUGUUGAUCACAGGAUUGGCAGUGGAGGGGCAGAUCAAAUAAAGGCUCAUCCUUGGUUUCAAGGAAUAGAAUGGGACAACUUGUAUGAGAUGGAGGCAGCUUUCAAGCCUCAAGUAAAUGAUGAGCUGGAUACACAGAACUUCAUGAAGUUUGAGGAAUCUGACCCUGCUCCAGCAAGACCAGGUUCUGGGGCUUCAAGGAAGAUGAUGCUUAAUUCUAAGGAUCUUAGCUUUGUGGGUUAUACAUACAAGAAUUUUGAAGCUGUGAAAGGUUUGCAUCAAUCCGCAGAUCUGCGGAGAAGCUCCUCAUUUACAAGGCACUCCACUGGCUCCCCAUCUGAUUCAGCAGACAUGGACUCAUCAAUGGAACAGGAUGGAACGGACACCCACAGGCGCUCUAGUUCGUCCGGAGACCCUAUGGUGCCAUGAUCUCCCCUGCGGUUUCCCUGAAGCACCCUGUCCUACAGCAUCGGUGCCCCUUGAUGAUGUGGCUGCAUCUGAAGAGACCUGCCUGCUUUUAUUCAGGUCCCAGCCCUUGUAAUCGUUGGCGAGCACCUUGCUGUACAAACUAGAGGUAUCAGCGCAGUGUGUUUCCGGUGAGAACCGAGAUGGGUAGGGUUUGGGUAUUUGCUUCUUGACGCUGGCUGCCCAGGUUGGCAUAGUAUUAGAUUGUUGCCUUCCUUGUGGCAGCUCUUGGCCCUUUUAACAUAUAUGAUAAUGGAGGAAAUGAAGAGGUGGUAAACUGUGUUAGGAUAGCCAUUGUGGUUGGUUGACCUGUGCUUGUUCUGUUUGAUGCCCAUCAGAGAUCUUCGGUUGGAGCUUAUCCGUGAGCUGUGGUGUCUUAAGCCUGAAAAUGCCUAGUUUUGUUUUUCA
Messenger RNA from Setaria italica (foxtail millet), 2381 nucleotides. Its product is annotated as serine/threonine-protein kinase 38-like. NCBI's taxonomy places the organism in Eukaryota, Viridiplantae, Streptophyta, Magnoliopsida, Poales, Poaceae. Gene Ontology annotation, biological process: intracellular signal transduction; peptidyl-serine phosphorylation. Bases 288 to 1937 code for a protein of 549 amino acids. The record is from RefSeq and is a predicted model, not a curated record. The transcript has 13 exons. Gene Ontology annotation, molecular function: ATP binding; protein serine/threonine kinase activity.